Cucurbita maxima (winter squash) is the source of this 1296-nucleotide messenger RNA. RefSeq lists its product as uncharacterized. NCBI's taxonomy places the organism in Eukaryota, Viridiplantae, Streptophyta, Magnoliopsida, Cucurbitales, Cucurbitaceae. The record is from RefSeq and is a predicted model, not a curated record. The coding region runs from base 264 to 749 and encodes 161 amino acids. The transcript has 5 exons.
UAAAGAAGGAAGAAGAAGAAAAGAUGAACGCGCGGUUGCGGUUUGUUUAUGUUAACUGCUAUUAACGGUAUAAAAUUACGGAGUUCCGCGGGAUUCCGUAAAGUUUCAAUGGAAGUCGCAAUCGCAACAAUAUCCUAUCCAUUCAUACCUUGUUUAUCCCUUUCUAUCCGGUAUUAGGGAUUUCGAUUUCGAUUUUUCGAUUUCGGUUUCGAUUUCGGCAUAUUUCGAUGUUUUGAUGUUUGUAGUUUGAUUUUUUGCCGAGUAUGGUGACGCCAGAGAGCUGGAUCUCUGUUUGGAUCGAUCGAUUUCUCUCUUGUUUGGGGAGCACCAAAUGUGCACCUGCUAUCACCGGGAAUAAUCUGAAUUCUAGGAUGCCAAGCAUGUCAGAAGAUUUUUGGAGCACAAGCACGUGUGAUCUCGAUGAGUUGAUUACGCUUCAAUCUCGACAGAGCUCAUUUAUCAGCAUAAUAAAUCAUAACCCUAAACAUGGAGGUGGCACUGACGAUCUGAGCAAUCAUUCUGACUUUGUAAAUCAUGGUUUGAUUCUUUGGACUCAGACCAGGCUUCAAUGGAUCGGAAAUUAUGAGCCUACGAAACGAACCAAAAAAAAUCAUUUUACAGGAUUAAGUUGGUAUAUGACCAAAGACCUCUUGCUGGAAAACAAAAAACCUUUUCCUCGGCCCAUACCUUUAUCUGAAAUGGUAGACUUUCUGAUAGAAGAAUGGGAAGAAGAAGGGCUGUAUUAUUGAGCCAAUCAAUGGAAAUAAAACACCAUCACCUUGUACAUACACCAUGUUUGUGACUUUUUCAGAGUGUAAUUAAACGGCCACUGCCUUAACUUGGGAUCAAUUCGGUAUUAACAUACAAAAUGACACCACCUGGUUGGCUAACCUUUUCUCUAUUGGUACAUUGAAGAUCUCUUGGGGAGAAGCCAAGUGUGGAAUAAACUGAAAUCCAAGUUCUUCUGAAUGAUCGGCGAGCUAAACGGUGAGCCUCCUCCGACCAUCAGCUAAUAUAUAUACUUCAUACAUACAUAUCGAGCUUUCUUCGUUGUUUCUUCUACACAUGACAGUAUUUUAAAAUAUGCAGAAGCAUCAACUUUGUAGUGUGUUUAAUACAAUGUUGAUGAUUGACUUGUUGUAAUUGAUGUAUAAGAAUAGAUAUUAAUCUCUAACCCACAAACUUUCUUGCUUUGAAUUCUGAUAAUACUGAGCUUGAUUUUGUGGUGAUAUUGCUGUCAACUUUGUGUUGGAUGGUAGAGAACAAAUAAUAGACAAAGUCAAGUCCCCAUUGUCC